GUUACCAACAAGAUUUUCCCAGUUUGGACAUACUCCUACCUUGCACUCCUUUUCCCGGUCUUCCUGAUCACAGACUACGUGCGCUACAAGCCCGUCCUCCUCCUCCAAGGCAUCAGCUUCAUCGUGACGUGGCUCCUGCUCCUCUUCGCCCACGGGGUGGUGGCCAUGCAGGUGGUGGAAUUCUUCUACGGGAUGGUGACGGCCACCGAGGUCGCCUACUACGCCUACAUCUACAGCGUCGUCAGCACCGAUCGCUACCAGAGAGUGACGAGCUAUUGCAGGAGCAUCACUCUUGUUGCAGCCACCGUCGCCGCCGUGCUGGGGCAGCUGCUGGUCUCCUUAGCAGGCGUGUCCUACUUCCACCUUAACGCCAUUACUCUGGCCUCCGUGUCCCUGGCCUUGGUGUGCUCGUUUUUCCUCCCGAUGCCCCAGAAGAGCAUGUUCUUCCACAGGAGAGAGGUCUCAGAAACUCCCCCGGGACCAGAGAAAGCCGGGGCUACAGCCGGCGCCGAGGGGCCGUCGGGCUGCCCAGAGGACAAGGGCUCCGAUUCUGCUGACGGGGGACCGACGCCGGAACCGCACGCUGAGAAUCCCAAGCCCCAGAGUCAUGUGCUCAGGGUGCUGGUGCAGCUGAGCAAGGACCUGAGGGAUUGCUACAGCUCCAGGAGACUUCUCUACUGGUCCCUGUGGUGGGCCCUGGCUACGGCAGGCUUUAACCAGGUCCUGAAUUACGUCCAGGUGCUGUGGGACUCCAGAGCCCCCUCUCACAGCUCUGCAGUGUACAACGGAGCUGUUGAAGCAAUCGCC
Eurypyga helias (sunbittern) is the source of this 807-nucleotide messenger RNA. It is a transcript of the gene SLC19A3, whose product is annotated as solute carrier family 19 (thiamine transporter), member 3. Gene Ontology annotation, cellular component: plasma membrane. The transcript has a single exon. The annotation marks the transcript as partial. Gene Ontology annotation, biological process: vitamin transport; transmembrane transport. Gene Ontology annotation, molecular function: thiamine transmembrane transporter activity. The record is from RefSeq and is a predicted model, not a curated record. Lineage: Eukaryota; Metazoa; Chordata; Aves; Eurypygiformes; Eurypygidae.